GUCCGCCAGCGCGGAACCAAGUUCCAUGCCGGAAAGAAUGUGGGGCUUGGCAAGGACCAUACAAUUUUCUCAUUGAUUGAUGGGCUUGUAAAAUUUGAAAAGUAUGGACCUGACAAGAAGAAGGUGAGUGUGUACCCAAGAGAAGUGCAGCCUGAGAAUCCCAACAGCUAUAGAGCAAGGAAGAGGGAGUAUUUCAGGCUGCAAAGAGAGCGCAAGAAAGCAAGGAAGGAAGGCGUUGUUGCUCAAGCUCAACUAAUAUUAGCUUCCACUGAUGCACAAGAAACCAAUCCAAUUUGCUGAUCUCCAGAGGCUGCUCUUCAUUCUCUGCUUGUUGAAAAGCUCUGAUGAUCUGUUGCAGUAAGAAGGUCUGCUUCACUAGCUUCUGUUUUCUUUAGUUUGUGCACAUAUAAUUUGCUGGAUUCUUCACAGGAACAUGUUUCAUAAUUAUUCUCAACUACCAAUAUUCCCUUGUUCUACUUCUUGCCCUUGAGAUUUUCUGUCAAAUUCAUAGCCAAUUUUGGAAAUAUCUCAGAUGACAACUUUCGCUGCUU
Molecule: messenger RNA, 551 nt
Organism: Cucurbita pepo subsp. pepo (vegetable marrow)
Lineage: Eukaryota; Viridiplantae; Streptophyta; Magnoliopsida; Cucurbitales; Cucurbitaceae
Product: large ribosomal subunit protein bL27c-like
Biological process (GO): translation
Cellular component (GO): ribosome
Molecular function (GO): structural constituent of ribosome
Source: RefSeq, a predicted model, not a curated record